AUGGUGGGGUUAGAUGAUGUCAUGCUCGACAUCAUGGAUAAGCUCACCGGAGGAUCGUGCAGCCGGCAAACCAUACCUAUUGUGGGUAUGGGUGGCAUAGGUAAGACUACUCUUGCGAGAAAUGUUUAUUUAGACUCGUGCGUAAAAAGUCACUUUGAUAUUCUCGCUUGGGCUACCGUUUCUCAUGAAUAUAACGCGAAAGAAAUUCUCACGGAGCUCAUUGUGUGUCGGAAAGAGAACGGUAGCAAGGAAAGUGUCGAUGCAUGGGAUAGAGUGAAAUUCUUUUUUCCGGAUAACGAUAACAAAAGUAGAGUGAUGAUAACCACUAGGCUGUCGAACUUGGCUUUUGAAUUAACCGGCGGCACUCAUGACCAUGUGACGAUGAGUUUUCUAGACGAGGACAAAAGUUGGAAUCUACUUUGCCAAACUGUGUUUGGCGACGAAGAAGAAGAAGCUUGCCCGAUCGAACUCGAAGAAAACGCGGAAGACGAGCACUGCACGAAAAUACUGCAAAUGAGCUACGACCAUUUGCCCGUUCACCUAAAGCCGUGUUUUCUCUACAUGGGCAUGUACCCUCAAGACUCUGAGAUUCGCGUCUCGAAUCUCACGAAGCUAUGGAUUGCCGAGGGAUUCCUCAAGCCAAUCGCGAGUAAAAGCUUCGAACAAGCCGCGCGAGAGUACUUAAACGACCUCGUCGACCGAAAUCUCGUGUUCGUCAGCCGUAAACGAUAUGGCACGAAAAUAAAGUACUACAAGCUCCACGAUCUCUUGAUGGAGCUUUGCGUGAGGGAAGCUCAGAAGCACAAGUUCCUUUUUUCCACCAAUCGAAACACUCCACCAAGCAUAACAACUAACCAGCGUCGUGUGGUCAUUCACAAAGGCAUCGAUCCUCGAGUCGUUUAUGCUUUGAAGAAAUAUUCGCCGCUCGUUCGAUCCUUCACGCGCAAGUCCUACAGCCUCGCAGAGUCCUUAGAUUUUAGAUUGAUGAGAGUGUGGAAUGGGCUUCACGCGAAUAUUUCUUAUUCGCUAAUGCCAAGUCCAAGUUUAGUUAACUGCCGGUAUAUCGAUAGCCUCAAUAUAUCGAGUCGUGAUAUUCCGGUCCCACACUUUUGGAAUCUACAGACAAUAUUCGGCACAUCCGGAAGCGCGUAUAUCAAUCCCUUGCAGAUUUGGAAAAUGACUCAACUCAGGCACGUGAAGUUCGACCUUCUCUAUCUGCGUGAUCCGAACAAGGAAAAAUUCGUUCUCGAGAAUCUGCAAGAGCUUUCGACCGUGCACAACUGCAAGUUCAACCUAGGAUUAAUCAAGAGGAUCCCAAACAUCAAGAAACUCGGAUUGUUUUACGAUGAGAGCCGGAGUUAUUUAUCCGAGAGCCUCGUUUUCCCGCGCUCGGUCAAGAAGUUGACUUUGCUAGGCACGGAGCUCGGGUGGGAGGACAUGGCAAGGAAAAUAGGGUGUUUGCCUAAUCUCGAGAUACUCAAGCUAAAAGUGAGCGCGUUCGUGGGGCCCGAGUGGGAGACAGAGGAAGGCCAGUUUCGCAGCCUCAAGUUCAUGCUCGUCUCGUAUUGUACGGAUCUCGAGAGAUGGAAGUUGGAGAGCAGCCAUUUCCCGUGCCUCGAGCAGGUCGUGCUUCAGAAGCUGACGAAGCUGAAGGAGUUGCCUCGUGAGAUUGGUGAUAUAAUGGCGUUGGGAUUGAUCGAGCUGGAAUAUUGUAGCCGUGAGGCCGUGGUUUGUGCUAGAGGUAUAGUUGAGGAGCAAGAGGAGAUUGGGAAUGAGGAGAUUGGGAAUGAGGAGCUUCAGGCUCGUGUUGUGCUGUCGAAGAAGAUGUACGAAGAGAUCGAGAGCUUUGCGGAAAGUCGUAGUAAUUUCCAAAAAACUGAAGCCCCCGACCUCCCGUUUUCCGACAGCGGCUGCGCUUGGCUUCCCCUACAAUUUCAGCUUUCGGGCUCGAUUUCGAGGGUUAGCUGUUCGGGAGAUGGGGAGGAUACUAUUCUACUAUAG
Striga asiatica is the source of this 2001-nucleotide messenger RNA. The record is from the annotation of a GenBank genome assembly. Lineage: Eukaryota; Viridiplantae; Streptophyta; Magnoliopsida; Lamiales; Orobanchaceae.